Molecule: messenger RNA, 2877 nt
Organism: Frankliniella occidentalis (western flower thrips)
Lineage: Eukaryota; Metazoa; Arthropoda; Insecta; Thysanoptera; Thripidae
Gene: Rlip
Product: ralA-binding protein 1
Exons: 12
Coding region: 286-2316 (676 amino acids)
Biological process (GO): small GTPase-mediated signal transduction
Molecular function (GO): small GTPase binding; GTPase activator activity
Source: RefSeq, a predicted model, not a curated record
UCAGGGGCGGGGGAAAUGUGAGGCACAACAUCCACAAAGAAACAGACAUCUCGUGAUUAGACGUGAUUCAUGUUAAAUGUUGACAACCGCUGUCAGCACGAGUGGGACACUGAACGCACCGGGCCAGGUCCGCGGCCGCCCCGUCCGGGACUGCAAACUGGUGCACUGCACGCUCCCGCAUAUGAAGGCGACGGUGUUGACGUGAGAGUGAGAAGGGAGGCGACACUCGCGCUGACGGCGACCUGGUCCGCUCGGUUCCGCUCCCCCUGAACGCCACCGAGGGGCAUGGAUUUUGAGAGCCCCGACGUCGAAAGGGAAUUUCCUGGCCUAUACAUGUCGGAAUCGGGGUCGGGAAAGAGGAGUCAGGAGAGUGAUUUCAGUGAUGAUGCACAUGAAAGGUCGACGAAGAAGGACCUCCUGAUUGGCAAACGUAAAGACAAGAAAGAGUCGAAGAAAGACCUGGGAUAUGCUGCGUUGGAGGGAGAGAGUUCACCCGAAGAGGAUCUGGAUAUUAAGAGUCCAUGCAAAUCAAAGAAGUCUAAGUCCUUCAAGUUUCCAACUAUCAAAGAUAAACGAGAGAAAUCUAGAGAGAAAGAUGUCAAAGAAAAAGAGAAAGACAAGGAUAAAGAAAAAGAAAAAGAACGAGAACCAGAUCGGGAAAAAUCAGAGAAGAAAAAGGAAUUUAAAUCUAAGCUAAAGCUAAAGGACAAGAAGAAAAUCAAACCUGGAGAUGAUACCUCAGACUCAGUUGAUGAAAUGCCUGUAUUUGGAGUGCCACUAUCAGUUGCCGUUGAUCGGAGUCAUUGCCAUGAUGGUGUAGCAAUUCCAAUUGUGGUUCGAGACUGUAUUGACCAUGUUCAAGAAUUUGGCUUACUGACAGAGAAUAUUUACAAAGUUUUGGGAGUUAAGUCAAAAGUGCAGCAGCUACGUCGCAGCUACAAUAAGCGGGAGGCUGUGAAGCUUAGUGACUAUGACCUUCAAACAGUUACGAGCCUAUUGAAAACUUUUCUAAGGGAACUGCCAGACCCUCUACUGACAAAUGAACUUGCAUCAAAAUUUGAGGAUGUAGCAUGCUUAAAGGAGCUUGCAGCCCGUGAACAAGAACUGGGCUCUCUUCUACCACAGAUACCACCCUGCAAUAUGCUAUGUCUUUCAUGGCUCAUGCAACAUUUUCAAAACGUUGCUGCCAAUGAGAGUCACAACAAGAUGAGCAUUAGUGCUCUGGGAGCUGUGUUGGGCCCUGUACUUCAAACAAGCCCAAAGGUUUUUGCUGCCCUGCUGACGCAUAGUGGUGCACUGUUUCCACACAUCCAGUUAGUGAAAUACAUACCACCACUAAGUGCUGGGUGUACCUCUUUACCCAAUUCCAAAGAAGCAAUUGUUGCUGAACUAGCUAAGCAAGAUUCGUUACUGAAUCAAAUCCAUUCAGAAAUGAACCAUGGAUACACCGUCCGAUCUGAUCAGUUGUGGGAGGUGCAGCGAUUCAUUACACUUUUAAAACGCAAGCUGCGGACCUUGGAGAAAGCUCAAGAAGCUUCUCACCGAGGCACAGACAAAGUUCAAGCUCAAGUUGAGCCACCAGCAGCUGUGACACAGGCCUCCUCCUCUUCAGUCAAAGCGAUGCCUGUAAGCCCCUCAGGAGAGAAGAUAGAUUUUCAGAUGCAGACUGCAACUGAGGAGACUUUAAAAGGUGUUACAACAAGUGAAGCAGAGGACAGAAUUGUGAAGGACAGUAGUUCUGAAGUACUACGAGAUGAAGUGGACUCUAAUGCUCUUAAUGAGACCUCCACUCAUGAGACUACGCCUGUGUCUGCCUCUGUGCCUGUGACUAUACCAGUAUUACCUGUACCAACACCGACAACAAACAAUUCUGUUUUGCCAUUGGACCAGUCAGAUGCAUCUAAUUCAGAAUCUGAUGAGAAGUUAAAUGAAUCCCAGCUUGAGCUGGAACACAAUGAAUUGUUGAAACUGCAAAAUUACCUUCUUUCAAGAAUAUCCCAUGUGCAUGAAGAAAUACAGCUUUUACGAGCAGAACUAAAAUCCACUCUUAAUAUUGUGCCUGAAUCUGCUCUGCUAUCAAUUUCAACUCCAAGCAGUGAUUCUAAGCUAUCUCCAGAUAUGAAGGACAAUCCGACAGAUGAAUCGACAAAUCAAAGUGGGACAUGGACCAAAGAAAGAAAAGACUUGUAUGAACAGAACACUCAAUUAAUGGAGGAGAGAUUAAAACUUGUGAGGCAGAUAAUUUAUGAACAAGAAGCGUGUCUAAACUUGAGAGUUCAGCUGGAACAGUUAAAGCAAGUAGUUGAAUCAAAAUAGUACAUAGUUGUUCUCUGCUUUGCUGGCAAAGCUAGUCAUACUGUAUUUAUUGUAGGUUGUAUUAACAAGCCUAUUUUAUUUUUGAGAAUGGAAAUCAUGACAAAGUUUAACUUCAAUUUUUUCUUCUCAUUUUGCUGGCCUCAAUUACUUGUGUGCAAGAUAUCUGUACUCUGUACUGAAGGUGCUUAAAGAUAUUAGUGCCAUUGUACUUUACUUUUGAGUAAGAACUGAAAAGAAAUAAAAAUCUACUUAUUUGAUGGCGCCUGUGAUACUGCAUCAGAUAAAAUACUUAGUGAUGAGGUUUACUUUCUCAUAAUGUCAUGGAAAAUUAAGCUGAGACAGUAUUUGAAAUAUGGCUGCUUGUACUUACAGCAAACUAUGUACUUUACAGUCUUUGUUUGAUGUAUGUUGUGUGGUAUGGUACUUCUAGGCUUUUUCUUAUUGUGAAGACGCUUAGUCUUGAUUAGAUAAGAUAUGUACAGCAAUUAUUUUAUUUUAUGACCUUUGUUAAUGCAUGGGUAUACAGGCCUAUGCAUCCAUAAAAAUUUAUCUCUAAUCAGA